AUGCCUCGCCGCAGCUCUGGUACGUCUCGUGAUUUGAUCCUUUCUUCCUCCCGUAGAGGGUUAUCCUUCUCCUUCUCUAUUCCGGUUGCCAUCGAGUGCUUGUGUUGUUAGGGAUCUCCUCCCAAUUGGAAGGAUCUCGUUUCCUUCAUCUGUUCAAUUGUUUUUGUUCAUUUGAAUGUGGACGAUCUUGUCUCGUCAAUCUUGAUCUGUCGCAUAUUUGGUGGGUGGGAUGUACUUGUUUGAUGACCCUCGUCGCGGUGCACCUUUCGUAAAUCUUGAGACUUUAAAAGAGUUCUGCAGGAUGUUUUUCUGUUGUAUUCUAGGUAUCCACCCGUCCUGAGGAUUUUCGUAUAUCCUUCCUUUCGCAAACCCUACUUGGUGAGACAGGUCUAUGUGUAUGUUGUUUUUUCGCUUGAUUUAGAGGAUUUGAAUUCCAGUUUUCUUUUUGUUUCUUCUUCCGAUAUCCAAAAUUCAGUGAUCAUCCUGCCAUUGAGUCCGGGGGAAAAACAUAGUGGUGACUCUUAGACUUGCUUAGGACGAAAUACAUCGAUUAUUGUUACUUGUGUUACUGGUGCAAAUUCGACGUAUGAUUGAAAUUGCAGUUUUAAUUUGUAUGCUCUAUAGUUAUUGCCCUGAUCUUCGUUUAUGAGCUUAACGUUAAUGUUGCAGGACGCUCUGCCCCCCGCGCCGCUCCUCGUGCUGCUCCAAUGCGUAACCCCCCUCAACCAGGUGAGACAUGCUUCAAUUUCCCAUUUAAUUGGCGAACUUUUUUUCCUGGUAUCUGUAGGAAAUGGGUUUCUUUAGAAAAUUCAUAAUAUCCGUUUUAGAGUACUUUUGUUGCGUUGUUAAGCGUUGUUGUAGAAUAGGAAUAAGUUCUAUUCCUUUAAAUUUCCCUAGACAAAUACAGUGAUCUUUUCCUCCUUCACAAUGUUUUUCUGUGUAAUUCUGAAUCUGAAGCCCAUCUUUAGAAAAAUAGUUUUUAGAAGAUUGUCAAGAUGCCGAAGUCUGAGUCGGACCGGUCUCUGAUUCGCGUGUACAGUCGGUUGUUAUUGUUUAAUUCUGAUUCCCUUCUGGCGAAGACUGCUAGGAAGAUGCCUGUUUUUUUUGCGGACAACGAUGGCGUUCUCCUCCUGUUCAAUCUUAUUUUUUCAGCUUGAAUUUGUUAGGUGAAGAGAAGAGGCAUGGAAAGGUCGCUUCCAUUUGUGACUUCUACGUACUAACAUUCUCUCUUCUGUCUGACAACGGCAUAUUGCUCUUUAGCAAUUCCGCUCCAUAUUCGUAUUGAUUUCUACCGCCUAUAUUCUUUUGUUUGCUGCAUGCUGGCUUCACUUCCUACUCAGCAGUUUAUCUCAUGCCGUGGACUUGUUUUCUUUUCUGAGCAUGCAUUAGAUCAGUUGAGUACACAUUGUAUUCUUUAUUAGUGAAAGGCAUUCCUUUGAAGACGAAACAGUUCCUGACUCGAUUCUCUUUAUUCCUUUUUCCUUCUUCGUUAGGCCUAAAAAGUUUAACAGUGUUUUUUUUAAUGAAUUCGAGUAAUAUGAUUUGCGCAAAAUUGAUGUGAAUUUUCUUGCACCGAUGAUCUUCCUCUGCAAAACAUCAUCUAUUUUUAUCUCCGCUGAAAAGAAGAUUAACUAUUGUACUCGAACCUAUUUUUCCGAGUCCUGUAUUUCUUUUAGUAAUUGGUACGGUGCUGCUUUGGUUCUCUAGAUGUUGCAUCUGAUUUACCAAUGGAACUCGCUGCUGGAUGACUCGCUGAUGAUUGAUCUCUCCACAUAUUCUCAUACUGCAGUGAGCCAGGCUCCGCCUCCGGCCCCUCUCCAGAGUGGCGGUGGGUCAAUUCUUGGGGGGAUCGGCUCCACAAUUGCUCAGGGUGGGUUUGAAAUUUCAUAGAAAAUAUUUAUUAAUUACUUCAUCCCUGCCAUUUGCUAAUGCGCCACAUCGACUCUCCAGGCAUGGCAUUUGGAACAGGAAGCGCGGUUGCCCAUAGGGCCGUCGAUGCUGUCAUGGGGCCACGCACUGUCCAGCACGAGUAUGUAGACUCUGGGGCUGCUCCUGCAGCUGCUGCACCUACUGCCGUUGGUGCCGAUUCCUGCAACAUACAUUCCAGGGCCUUCCAGGAUGUAAGCACUCGGAGACACAUUAUAGAGCAUUUGGGGCGUGUAGCUAUGAUGACCAUUAAUGCCAAAUAAUGAGCUGAUUGGAGGGGUUCUGAUAGCUUAACAUUUUAUAAUCUUAAUCAUCCAUGGAAGAUAGUGAGAGUCAGCUGGCUUGUUCGGGAGACCGUCGCCGUUCUUUUCUCUAAUCUAACUCCUUGGUAUGCGCAGUGCAUCAACAGCAACGGAGCCGACAUCAGCAAGUGCCAGUUCUACCUCGACAUGCUCAACGAGUGCCGCCGGGGCUCUUCCUCUUCUAUGCUCGGCGCCUGA
Molecule: messenger RNA, 2426 nt
Organism: Spirodela intermedia
Lineage: Eukaryota; Viridiplantae; Streptophyta; Magnoliopsida; Alismatales; Araceae
Source: the annotation of a GenBank genome assembly